UACCUGCGAUUAUUAAGGUACACGUCAGUUGUUAACUGGUAAAUUAUGUGAUUAGUAAACAAUAUAUUUUAUGGGCAGAUUAUUUACAAAAAUGUAUAGACUUCCACAUGUAAUCGGCGUUUUGUUUUGUGCUAUUUAUUUUGUGAAUGGAGAUGUGAUCGUUGAAACAAAGUCCGGCAAAGUUGCCGGAGUAGAAGUUCAGUCUAUAUUGCCAAACGAGAAGUUUUUCUCGUUUUUUAGCAUACCUUAUGCGGAACCUCCCAAGCGCUUUAUGCCACCAAAACCUCAUCCAGGCUGGUCAGAUAUUCUUUCUGCCAAAAAGGAAAAAAAGCCGUGUGCCCAUUAUUAUUUGCCUAUGAAACAUGUAAAAAACUAUGGAUUUUCUGGAAGCGAAGAUUGUCUACAUUUAAGUGUACAUACUCCAAAACUUCCAAAUACCGACAAUCCUAACCUACCAGUAAUAGUUUUCUUAUACAACGAAAACUUUAAUACUGCCUAUAACGCCUCCAAGCAAUAUGGUCCAGACUUCUUUAUGAAAGAAGGUGUUAUAAUAGUAACUCUCCAGCAUAGACUCGGGUCUUUAGGCUUUCUCUCGUUUGAAGAUGACCUUCUACCAGGAAAUAACGGUUUGAGAGACGUCAUCAUGGCCCUGAAAUGGGUACAAGCAAAUAUCCGCAGUUUUGGUGGUGACCCCAACAGAGUAACUCUAAUGGGUCAUAACGGUGGUUCGGUGAUAGUUGAUAUAUUUCUACAAUCCCCUAAAACAAAAGGUCUGUUCAGCCGAGCUAUAUUACACAGUGGAACUUCUUGGGAUCCCACGUUCAUAAGGGAUAAGGGAGCUCGAGAACGGGCGAUUAAAUUCUCAAAAGAGCUAGACGAACAUGCUACCACCAGUUCAUAUUUGCUUAAACGUCUCACAGACUUUGACGUAAUGGUUUUAACAGAGCUGGAAGGAAGAGCUGUGCAUGCAGAUGAAGCUCGAAUAAUUCAACAAGGAGUGAUUCCUUUUCAACCCGUUGUUGAGCACGAUCAUCCGGACGCUGUUAUCACCAAGCUACCAGAAAGCUUACCAAUCGAAAUCGAUGUUCCUAUCAUGAUAGGAUACAAUUCCAGAGAAGGCAUUGCUCAUUCCGAACGUUAUCUUCAAAUGCCACAAUUUUUAACGAUGGCUGACAGAGAUUUUGUAUUCUUAUUCCCUUACAGAACUAACUACAGCUUUGAUUUACUCUCGCAAGUUUACAAUGACGCAAUUCAAAGUAUUAAAGACUUUUACUUUAAAGAGGGCUAUAUCCAAAUCAGUUAUCCCGGAGAGUACAUAAGUUAUAGUAGUGAUCUGUUUCAAUUUUAUGGCAUAGAUUACACAGUGAGACAGUACACUAAUAACACGAACACUCCUGUUUAUUACUUCAUGUUUGAUUAUAGUGGUGAAUUUAAUUUGAAGAAGAAAAUGUUCAUGGAAGGCGCUACCUCAAUUGAUGGGACAUGGGGGGCGAACCUUGGUGAUGAUCUCUGCUAUUUGUUUGUGUGUAAACCAAUAAGGAAAGCAUACAAGAAAGCGUUAAAAGAAGAAGAUUCGGAAGAAAUGACGGUACUAAAUAACAUGGUUAAAAUGUGGUCCAACUUCGCAAAAGAAGGCAACCCAACACCACCCGGAUCAGAUGUGGAAUGGAAGCCAGCGACGACAGACAAGAAAGAGUGCAUGGUGAUCAGUGAUGAACUGACCCUGAAGACAAACUUGCACGACAACGUGGUGACCUUCUGGGACAACUUCAUAGAGAAAUACAAGAACAUGGCUGUGAACGGCAUAGUCAAAGAUAAUAAGAAAGACGAACUGUAAAUAAAUAGUGUAAA
Molecule: messenger RNA, 1851 nt
Organism: Ostrinia furnacalis (Asian corn borer)
Lineage: Eukaryota; Metazoa; Arthropoda; Insecta; Lepidoptera; Crambidae
Product: esterase E4
Exons: 3
Coding region: 71-1837 (588 amino acids)
Source: RefSeq, a predicted model, not a curated record